Molecule: messenger RNA, 222 nt
Organism: Arthroderma uncinatum
Lineage: Eukaryota; Fungi; Ascomycota; Eurotiomycetes; Onygenales; Arthrodermataceae
Exons: 4
Coding region: 1-222 (73 amino acids)
Biological process (GO): negative regulation of ATP-dependent activity
Cellular component (GO): mitochondrion
Molecular function (GO): ATPase inhibitor activity
Source: RefSeq, a predicted model, not a curated record
AUGACAGAGGGCUCUACCGGUGCUCCUCGCGCCGGAGGUGUACAGUCCGGUGACGCCUGGACCAAGAAGGAAUCCGCCGAAGAGAACCUCUACGUGAAGAGGAAGGAGACCGAAAAGCUCCUCGCACUCAAGGAGAAGCUGAAGCAGCAGCGUGCCCACCUUGAUGAGCUUGAUGCCCACAUUGACGAGCUCACCAAGAACCAGGGUGGUGAACAGAACUAA